UGUCUCCUCCGACGGAGAAGGAAAGAACAAACCUUUGCAGAACAGCAGCAAACCAUAGCAAAUCCUACUGGGCGCUGGCCAGAGCUCGAAACUCUUCCUCUCAUCGCACCAUGCGCACGUUAGCCGCCCGGUUGAGCUCCUAUUUGUGCAGAAGAAAAAUUGGGAAUGUGCAAUCUCGCAAUUUCUCUUCAACACCCCUUGGGAAAGAUGAACGCACCCUUGAAGAGGAGGCUGAUAGGAAAAUAGGAUGGUUCUUGAAACUGAUAUUUGUUGGAACUGCAACAGCUGUGGCUUACAAUUUCUUUCCGUACAUGGGAGAUACUUUGUUACAACAAUCUGUCUCACUUUUGCAUGUCAAGGAUCCCUUGUUUAAAAGAAUGGGAGCAUCUAGAUUGUCCCGUUUUGCAAUAGAUGAUGAAAGAAGAAAGAAGAUAGUGGAGAUGGGUGGGGCUGAAGAGCUUCUGAAUAUGCUAGGGGCUGCUAAAGAUGACCAAACACGGAAAGAAGCUUUGAAGGCUCUUGUCGCCCUCUCGCCUUCAGAUGAAGCAGCUGGAUUCCUACAGCGUGCUGGAGCGAUCUCAGUUAUUAGGGAUACCCCAGAUUCCACCGAGGAUGCAGAAAUUGAGAAAUAUAAGUUGAGCUUGCUGAAGAGAUUCCAGAAUUUGAGAUUUGAUUAAUUUUGAGAUGUCAUAGAAGUAGACUUGAUCUAACUUUGGUCAAAUCCAAAGCCCCCCUGUUGUGUGGAUGGAAGGUGUAUUGUAACUUUUUGUUUCAAUGUGAAAUUAAAUUUACGGAUA
Molecule: messenger RNA, 797 nt
Organism: Rhododendron vialii
Lineage: Eukaryota; Viridiplantae; Streptophyta; Magnoliopsida; Ericales; Ericaceae
Exons: 6
Coding region: 111-677 (188 amino acids)
Source: RefSeq, a predicted model, not a curated record